AUGUUGCCUCUGGCUGGACUUAGACGGUUCCUCGCAUCACAUACCGAAAUGUCUUCAGCAAGAAAUCAGCCAAGUCAAGACUUUCCCGCCGUGCCAUCAACUCUCAACGCUGGUGACAAUGAGCUGCGAGACUGGCCGCCCAACUAUUCCGCUCCUCCCAAUACCACGCCCUACUACACGCCAUACCUAGGUCUUCGAGCACGCUUAUCGCAAAUAUGGAUCAAUCGGUGGACAGUCCUCCUUAUCCUUAUCAUUUGUCGACUCCUCCUUGCCACCAAGGAUCUUGACCAUGACAUUACCAGCGCCAAGUCAGAAGCAUUAUCAGCAUGCACGAGCGUGGAGAAGGUCGGCAGCGCGAUGGCAUCCAUGCCUCAUUACCUCUCCGAGGGUGUGAACGCUCUCGCUGCUGACGGAGUCACGAGCGCAGUAAACGGAUUAAUGAGCAUGCUUCUCUUGUCUGUCACUGCCGUGGAAGAAAUUGUUCUCUUUGUCAUUCAUAUGAUGACCUCUACCUACCUGUGCCUUGUCACUUUGGCUGUCUCUGGAAGCUUACACGUCGCUCUCGAUCUGAUCGAAAAAGUUGGUGACUUCGUCAACAAGACUAUUGGCGAUAUCACCAGCGGCAUGACAAGUGAGAUCGGAGACUUCGAGAAGGGCUUCAACUCAUUCCUCAGCGACAUCAACAUUGGCGGUAUCUUUGGGAGCUCUACAGACCCUCCGAAGAUCGAUCUGACUUCUUCCAUUGACAAAUUGAACUCCAUUAAGCUCGAUACGAAUGCCCUGGAUGGAGACCUCGCCAAGCUCAAUGCUUCAAUCCCCAAUUUCGAGCAAGUUCAAAACUUCACCGACAACGUUAUCCGCUUUCCAUUCCAGGAGGUCAAGAAGCUCAUGAACGAAUCCAUGGUCGCAUACAAAUUCGACAAGUCCGUCUUCCCGGUCGCGCAAAAGGAAGCUUUGACAUUCUGCUCUGACAGUCCCGCCAUCGACAACUUCUUUGACGGCCUCAUUAAGGUUGUCAAGAAGUCCAAGAUUAUCUUUCUUGCAGUUCUUUCGAUCCUGGCUGUUGCCGUCUGCAUCCCAAUGGCUUACAGAGAGAUCUGGAGAUGGCGACAAAUGCAACAGCGAUCUAUCAUGCUCCAGAAGAAUGCAUUCGAUCCCCUGGAUGUCAUCUACAUCGCCUCGAGACCUUACACGACAACUGCUGGUAUCAAGCUAUCCUCAAAGUUCAGUUCGACCAAGCGUCAGGUCCUCGCGCGCUGGUUCGUUGCGUACGCCACAACUCUUCCAGCAUUGUUCGUCCUUGCCCUUGGCUUCGCUGGUCUUUUCAGCUGUCUCUGUCAAUACAUCGUCCUCAAAGUUGUGGAGAGGGAAGUACCUGCCCUUGCAACCGAGGUGGGUAAUUUCACUGGUACCGUGGUGCUAGCACUCAACAACGCUUCUACCGCCUGGUCAAGAUCUGCCAACGAAGUAAUCGCAAGCACCAACAAGGAGAUCAAUAGCGAUGUUUUCGGCUGGGUCAAUACUACAACAUCCGCCGUGAAUGGUACCCUCAACACCUUCACGGAUGAGAUGGGCAAGGCCUUGAACACAACCUUUGGCGGUACCAUUCUCUACGACCCCAUCAAGGAAGUCCUCAACUGCUUGAUUGGGCUCAAGAUCGCCGGUAUCCAAAAGGGUCUUACCUGGGUUUCAGACCACGCCCACGUCGACUUCCCUCUCUUCCAACCAGACGUCUUCUCCCUCGGCGCAGCCGCAAGCGUAGCAUCAGACUCCGACUCCACCGACUCCUUCCUCUCCUCCCCCGGCAGCGUAGCAAGCGACGACAUCACCAGCGCCGUCCUCAAAGUCUCGCUCAAGCUCCAAGAAGCCAUCAAGGAAGAAGCCUUCAUCUCACUCGCCCUCAUCGGCGUCUACGUCCUCAUCGUUCUCAUCGGCCUUGGUCGCGUGCUUUUCGGCCUUCUAGGCCGUGACAAGACCCGAGCUGAAGGCGGGCCGAGUUUCACCGGCGACAACAGAGCGCUUAUGUCCCCUCGCUCCCCGAAUAGAGGUGACAUGAGCAAGUUCCCGGCUUUCGGCGCGCCCGUUAGCUCGAUAUAUCCUACGAAGAGUAACGGAGAAUUGUACCGGACAGACGAGCCACAGAAAGAGAAGUUUGGCGCUGUGGGCUAUCGAAGUGUGGAAGAUAGUGUCAAGCCUGGCCACGAGAGAGUGAGUAGCUACGGGCUCAUGGAUGGGAAGCACUGA
Cadophora gregata is the source of this 2244-nucleotide messenger RNA. It is a transcript of the gene PRM1, whose product is annotated as plasma membrane fusion protein prm1. The record is from RefSeq and is a predicted model, not a curated record. Bases 1 to 2244 code for a protein of 747 amino acids. Gene Ontology annotation, cellular component: mating projection tip. NCBI's taxonomy places the organism in Eukaryota, Fungi, Ascomycota, Leotiomycetes, Helotiales, Ploettnerulaceae. The transcript has a single exon.